Messenger RNA from Phodopus roborovskii (desert hamster), 993 nucleotides. Its product is annotated as protogenin-like. The coding region runs from base 16 to 993 and encodes 325 amino acids. The transcript has 6 exons. Gene Ontology annotation, molecular function: protein binding. NCBI's taxonomy places the organism in Eukaryota, Metazoa, Chordata, Mammalia, Rodentia, Cricetidae. Gene Ontology annotation, cellular component: axon; plasma membrane. The record is from RefSeq and is a predicted model, not a curated record. Gene Ontology annotation, biological process: axon guidance; cell-cell adhesion.
UGGUCUCCAUGAGUGAUGCUGGUCUCCUUUCUAGAUCCAAGAAGAAAAUACCAUGUGAGGCUGCUGGCUUACAACAACAUGGAAGACGGCUACCAGGCAGACCAAACUGUCAGCACUCCUGGAUGCGUGUCUGUUCGAGAUCGCAUGGUCCCUCCGCCACCGCCACCCCACCAUCUCUAUGCGAAGGCUAACACCUCCUCUUCCAUCUUCCUGCACUGGAGGAGGCCUGCAUUCACCACGGCCCAAGUCAUUAACUACACUAUCCGCUGUAACCCUGUCGGCCUGCAGAACGCCUCUCUGGUUCUCUACCUGCAAACAUCAGAAACGCACAUGUUGGUCCAAGGACUAGAACCAAACACCAAGUAUGAGUUUGCUGUCCGUCUGCAUGUGGAUCAGCUCUCCAGUCCCUGGAGCCCCGUGGUCUACCACUCCACACUGCCAGAAGCACCCACAGGCCCCCCAGUGGGGGUGAAGGUGACACUGAUAGAGGAUGACACUGCUCUUGUUUCCUGGAAACCCCCAGAUGGCCCAGAAACAGUGGUGACACGCUACACCAUCUUAUAUGCUUCCAGGAAGGCCUGGAUUGCGGGCGAGUGGCAGGUCCUACACAGAGAAGGGGCAAUGACCAUGGCUUUACUGGAAAACCUGGUGGCAGGGAACGUGUACAUUGUCAAGAUAUCUGCAUCCAACGAGGUGGGAGAAGGCCCCUUCUCCAAUUCUGUGGAGCUGGUUGUCCUCCCCAAGGGCACUUCGGAAUCGAACCAGAGGCCCAAGCGAUUGGAUUCUUCUGAUGCCAAAGCUUAUUCAGGCUAUUACCAUCUGGACCAGAAGUCAAUGACGGGUAUUGCAGUAGGCGUUGGCAUAGCCUUGACCUGCAUCCUCAUCUGUGUUCUAAUCUUGAUAUACCGAAGCAAAGCCAGGUAUGCUUCUCUUGCUCAAGAUGCUAAUGUAGGGCCUGGAGUGAUGGACUCACAGGUAAAAUGCCAAGUGUGA